UUCUUAAACAGAAAUGUAUUUCACGUUUUUUUAAUCCCCAACUUGCUGUUUGCUUGAUUUAUAAGGAAUAGUAAGUCAUCUGAUUUUGGAUCACAGUCACUAUGUGGAAAAAACAUUUUGCCUUUUGCCUUUUGUUUUUGGCUGUUGCAACAGAUCAUGUAGCCUAUGGACAAAACAGAAAGAAGGGACAAAAGCCAAAUCCUCUUGCAGGAAAAGAUGAUUUUCAGGAUCCUGGGUGCUUCAUUGACAUGGUCUUUAUCUUGGACAGUUCUGAAAGUGCAAAAAAUGCAUUGUUCAGUGAGCAGAGAGAUUUUGUUAACAACUUAAGUGACAAAGUUUUCCUAAUAAAACCUGGUAAAUUCCAGAAGUAUGAUGUCAAACUGGCAAUUAUGCAGUUCAGCAGUACAGUCAAAAUUGACCAUCCUUUUGUAGCCUGGAAAGACCUAAAUAACUUUAAGCAGGAAGUCAUGAAAAUGAACUAUAUUGGGCAUGGCACCUACUCCUAUUAUGCAAUUUCCAAUGCCACUCAACUGUUUAAAACUGAAAGUCGUAAGGGAAGUGUAAAAGUGGCUUUGCUGAUGACUGACGGUAUUGACCAUCCAAAGAGUCCUGAUGUCCAGGGGAUAUCUGCAGCAGCCAGAGAUCUUGGAAUAUCAUUCAUUACCAUUGGACUGUCUAGUAAAAAGGUCAAUAAAUCAAACCUAAAUUUGAUAUCUGGGAAUUCUCCUAGUGAACCUGUUCUAACCCUAAAUGAUUCUAAUCUCUCAGAGAAAAUAAAAGAGCAAUUGGUUGCCUUAUUUAACACGCGGUGUGAGCGGAAGUCCUGUGAGUGUCAAAAGGGAGACCAGGGACCACCCGGCCCUCCUGGAGGAAUUGGUAGCAGAGGGGAUAAAGGUGAGCAAGGACCAAAAGGAGACAAGGGUGAUUCUCAAAAAGGAGAAAGUGGAGAAAAAGGUGAAGAGGGAGAUCCUGGCAACAAGGGAGAAAAGGGUGAAAGAGGAGAAUGUGGGACACCAGGCGUAAAAGGGGACAGAGGAUUAGAAGGUCCUCUUGGACGAAAAGGACCACGGGGACCACAGGGAAUCAGUGGACCUCCAGGCGAGCCAGGUCCAAAAGGUAUUCAAGGAAAUAAGGGAGAGCCAGGUCCUAGAGGUCCUUAUGGUCCCACUGGACCCCCUGGUGUUGGACUUCAAGGACCUAAGGGUGAUAGAGGCCAGGAAGGAAGAAUUGGGCCUCCAGGGCCUAUUGGAAUUGGUGAGCCAGGAUUAACUGGGCCUCGUGGUCCUGAGGGUGUACAAGGUGAAAGAGGUCCCCCAGGAGAAGGCAUUCCAGGCCAGAAGGGUGAAAAAGGCUCAGAAGGCCCACCAGGUCCAAUUGGAAUAGCAGGAGAAUCAGUCAAAGGUGCUAAGGGUGAACGGGGCCCUGAAGGAUCACAAGGGCCUAUGGGACAACCUGGAAUUGGCAGUCAAGGAAUCCAGGGUAUCCAAGGUCCUAAAGGUAUACCUGGGCCAAAAGGGUCUCGAGGCAUGGGUGUGCAGGGUCCAAAGGGAAAAGAAGGUGAAUUGGGACAAAAGGGGGAUCCAGGACCACCAGGAGUUGGAGUACCCGGACCGAAAGGAGAUCCAGGAACACCAGGAAUCCCAGGAAAUACAGGAAUGAUAGGACUGACUGGAAACGAUGGGAAAAAGGGGGAACAAGGAGUGCCUGGCUUAAGAGGCCCAGAGGGACCACCUGGGAAAGGAGAGGUUGGCCAAAAGGGUGAUCAAGGAGAAAAAGGAUCCCAAGGGGAUGCUGGUGCUAAAGGAUUACAAGGGUCUCCAGGACCAAAAGGUGAGCCUGGAAAUAAAGGCUCAGUUGGUAACCCUGGACCAUCCAUUCGUGGACCACCUGGACCAAAGGGGGAGCCAGGAGCAAUUGGGCUACCAGGAAGUGAUGGAAAUCCUGGAGAUUCAAUAAUGGGACCAAUGGGUAACCCAGGACUAACUGGAGCACAUGGGCUACCUGGACCAAAAGGAGAUGGCUAUCCAGGUGCACCGGGACCUCGAGGGCUGCCAGGCUAUCCAGGACCAAGAGGCCCAAAAGGCACAGGAGAUCCUGGACAAAAGGGAGAGCUUGGAGCAAGGGGACUGCCAGGACCUUCUGGGCCUAGGGGAAUAGGAAUAUCUGGUCCAAAGGGAGCUGUGGGACAGAAGGGUUUGCCAGGUCCACCUGGCCCUCAAGGGGAUAGCAUACAAGGAAGCAAGGGAGAACAAGGACUUCCAGGUUUACCAGGACCUAGGGGUUCAGAGGGAUAUGGCCUCCCUGGCUCAAAGGGAGAUUAUGGGGAGAAAGGUGAUCCAGGAAAGAAAGGUGACAAAGGAGAUAUUGGAGAACCGGGACCUGUAGGACCAACGGGGUUUGUGGGAAGAAAAGGUGAACCUGGUCUUACUAAAGAAGAAAUUAUCAGACUUAUCAUGGAAAUAUGUGGCUGUGGCAUCAAAUGUAAAGAAACUCCACUGGAACUUGUAUUUGUGAUUGACAGCUCAGAAAGCGUUGGACCAGACAACUUCAGAAUUGUCAAAGAUUUUGUGAAAACACUCAUUGACAGGGUAACAGUCAGCCAAAAUACAGCCCGCGUUGGCAUUAUCAACUUCAGCCACAAAGUAGAGCUGGUAUCGACUCUGCAGCAGUACACGAGCAAAGAUAAGGUGAAACUUGCUGUUGAUAAUAUGCAGUACCUAGGGGAAGGCACUUACACAGCUGCAGCUAUCAGCAAAGCCAUUGAGAUAUUUCAAGUUGCACGACAAGGGGUAAGAAAAGUGGCUAUUGUAAUAACAGAUGGACAAGCUGAUACUCGUGAUCAAAGACUGGAUGUUGUAGUGAGAAAUGCGUAUGCCAUCAACAUCGAGAUAUUUGUAAUUGGGGUGGUUCAAAAGACUGAUCCUAAUGUUCAGGAGUUUCUGGAAGAAUUGCAACUCAUUGCUACGGACCCUGACAGUGAACAUGUCUACCAGAUAGAUGACUUCAUCACACUCCCAGCUCUUGAGAAUAAUCUCUUCCAACAAAUCUGUGAGAAUGACUCCAGCUCAUAUAUCACUAGAGUCUUCAGUUCAUCUUCAACUCCUCACCCUGGAUUUGAAACACCCAACGAACGUAAUAUUGAUCAGUUUGGUAAAACUCAAACUCCAGAACUUUAUGUCCCUCCUCCUACACAAGAAACUACCAAUUUUCUGAGCCUUCCAGAGACUGACAGAGAGACAGAGCUGUUGUCUUCCUCACUGGAUUAUACUGCUAGCACACCUUUUCAACGGAACAUUCCUGAUAGUCACAGACAACCAGUGACCUCUUCUCUUGAUGGCAGACCUGAUGACUUGGAAACUACAGCUCCUAGUCCAGAUAUUCCUCUGCCACUCGGUAUAAUCACAGAUGUAGAAUUGCCUUCAACAGUUUUGCAGCCUCAAGUAACAGCAACUAGAAAAGAUCCUAGAUGCUUGGAGCCUAUGAAACCAGGAGACUGUCGAGAUUAUCUGGUGAAGUGGUAUUAUGACAAGGAUGCCAAUUCUUGUGCCCGAUUUUGGUAUGGAGGUUGUAAUGGCACCAGAAAUAGGUUUGAUACAGGAAAAGAAUGUCAGGAUGCCUGUAUUCAUGGAUGAACAAAAACUAUCAGUUGGGAUUGGUGAAGCUGAAUGUUUCUGGCAUGUGUACAGGAAUGAACACUGGAGAAGAAUCCAGAAUGGUAUGCCCAUAUGAACACUACUAGUGUACCUUUAAGUGCUUGUCACAAUAUGACAUUCACAAUUACUAGAAUGUAGAUACACUCAUGUAUAGCAUAUAUUAUCUAGAUCAUCACAGUUAUGAUGUAUACAAAGGAAUCUCUCUUUUCCCUCCAACUUUGCUGUUUUAAUAUAGUACUGUAUAUGACACACACCAUUCCAAUUUUAGGAUUAAGAUGUCAAACAUUUUGAUACUCAGCAAUUAACAAUAAAGGCUUCAAUCUAUUUGAAAAAUAAAAUGUGCAACAGUUUUAAACAGAAAUUAGUGGUGCCUGAAAUUGUUUAUCUUGUUACAGCACUUAAAGCAGGAAAUGAAAAUUUGCCAUGUAUGAGUAUCCCUUGGGGAUUUAAAUAUCAUGGAUAUAACUGAAUUAGUGUUUUCUUCUGUUGAAGUAGGUUUGAAUUGAACACUAGAAUAAUUUUGUCAUUAGAAAGGUAAGCCCUGUCAAUUCCUUUUAUUAAAUAGUUAUGGUAAAAGCUAUGAGAGUCUUCAACUUUUAGGCUAUUCAACAUAUUUUGAUUUCUCAGGGCCCUGUAAAAUAGAAUGAAACAAAAAGCCAUAUACACUACAGUUAAAUAAAAUCAAUUAUGUUUCAAUUAAAAGGGAAAAGCACUGAAAAAUGUACGGAAAUCUUUAUUUCUAUUAUACUACGUUUUCCUUUCAGACCCAACCCUACUGAAGGCACUGUAUAAACUAAAACUGAAGAGCUUCUGAUUAAAUUAGUAUAAAGUAGUCUUGCAUUGUUAUUUGUUUGGAAAUACAGUACUUACGCCUGCAUAGGUGCUCAUGCCAAUCUUUUACAUUAUGAUCAUUAUGAUUAGAUGGAAGAUAAAAUAGCUGCUUACACAGUUUUAAGUUCCUCUUACUUAACUCUUAAGGACAUCACUGAAAGAAAUGCUGGAGUAUGUGAUUUUUCCAAAGGACUAGUGAUUUUGUGUGCCAAACCUGAGACACCUAAAACAAGGCAUAAUUUUCAGAGAAAGGGUGCUCAUCCAUUUUGGAAAACGCGUCCCUGGUAACGUGUUUCAAGUUGGAUAUCCAAACGGAGGCAGCCCAAAUCACUAGUCACUUCUCAAAAUAUUGCCUAUAUGUAUAGAACUAAUAAUAGCUAAUGAUGACUUCAUCCUGAAAAAUGAGGGAUUUAGUGUCUGGUUAGAAUAAAAGUCAAAAAUGAGGAGAGUACCAGGGAAACAUUGAGCUUCACGGUGUUGCUUGCUUAAAUACCAGGGGUUCAAAGAUUUAGAACAAAAUCAAGCUGUUAAAAGCUCAAAUACUAUAUUCUUUCACAAUAAAAAAAAAAAAGGUAAAUCCUCUUCACUUAUUUCAAAAUAUACUGAAAUUUAUUAACAAGGCCACCGAAAAUCUGCUGUUCUUUUGGCCAUAGCAACAGAUGCACUGCAAAUGAUAUGGAAAAACACUUGUGGGACCUAAGAUUUUACUGGCUCACCACAGGAUACGUGACCACACUUAGCAGGGCACAAUUACACAUUCAUUCUAAUAAUUCAAGACAGAACUCUUUAUUUUACAUGUAAUCUCCUCAAGUACCACCAGAUGGGGCAAAUAUAAAUUUUUUUUUACAAAGUCUCUCAUAGCAAGAAUAUAGACAAAGGACAAGAAAUUCUCUCUACUGGACAGGAAUUCUACAGAGCAGGGCAAAGAUUAGCAAUUCAGAUACAGAUCAGGUGGAAGAGACACUGAGGACGCUUCAGUCACUGCCACAAUGUUAUGCACAUGGAACCCAGCCUGUCCAGAUAUCGCUUUAGAGAUUUGUGUGAAAACAAAGCAAUGCUCACACAAGCUCUAUUUUAACCAAACAGCCUUUUAUUUUACAUUCUGAAAAAACACCAAGUGGGCAGCAUCUUGUCUGCUUCACAUGAAACAAGCUCUCCCAGGUUCUUUCACAUAUGUUAUGGAUGUUAUUAAAAAUAAGUUAUAUUUUGGUAAUUUCAA
Chelonoidis abingdonii (Abingdon island giant tortoise) is the source of this 5703-nucleotide messenger RNA. The record is from RefSeq and is a predicted model, not a curated record. NCBI's taxonomy places the organism in Eukaryota, Metazoa, Chordata, Testudines, Testudinidae.